Messenger RNA from Dicentrarchus labrax (European seabass), 6926 nucleotides. RefSeq names its product DIRAS family, GTP-binding RAS-like 1b (gene diras1b). Lineage: Eukaryota; Metazoa; Chordata; Actinopteri; Moronidae. Bases 227 to 823 code for a protein of 198 amino acids. The record is from RefSeq and is a predicted model, not a curated record. Gene Ontology annotation, molecular function: GTP binding; GTPase activity; GDP binding. Gene Ontology annotation, cellular component: plasma membrane. The transcript has 3 exons. Gene Ontology annotation, biological process: signal transduction.
GUCCUAUCUGCGAGAGAGGGAGAAAGGGAGCGAGAGAAAGAGAGCGAGAGAGAGUCUGCUGUGGUGGUGUUGGAAAUCGGACGACAUGAGCUCUACAUGAACCGUGUAAAAUGCUUUAAGACGCUUCCGGCGUUUGUCUUUCAUCCGUCUAAACCAAGGACGAGCCUGAAGCGGAGCUAUACUUCACGACCAGGUGUAACACUGUCUUAAGCCUGAGGGGGGCAGAAUGCCGGAGCAGAGCAACGACUAUCGUGUGGUGGUGUUCGGGGCAGGGGGAGUAGGGAAGAGCUCCCUGGUCCUGCGCUUCGUGAAGGGCACCUUUAGGGACACCUACAUCCCUACAGUGGAGGACACCUACCGCCAGGUGAUCAGCUGCGAUAAGAGCGUGUGCACCCUCCAGAUCACCGACACCACAGGGAGCCACCAGUUCCCGGCCAUGCAGCGCCUGUCCAUCUCUAAAGGCCAUGCCUUCAUCCUGGUCUACUCCAUCACGAGCAAACAGUCCCUGGAGGAGCUCAAACCCAUUUACCAACAGGUCUUGGCCAUUAAGGGCAAUGUUGAGGCCAUUCCCAUCAUGCUUGUGGGCAACAAGAGCGAUGAGACCCAGCGGGAGGUGGAGACCAAGGACGGGGAAGCCCAGGCCAACCAGUGGAAGUGCGCCUUCAUGGAGACAUCGGCCAAGACCAACCACAACGUCACUGAGCUCUUCCAGGAGCUCCUCAACCUGGACAAGAAGAGGAACAUGAGCCUCAAUAUCGACGGCAAGCGCUCGGGGAAGCAGUCCCGCGCAGAGAGACUGAAGGGCAAAUGCAGCGUGAUGUAAAAAUCCAGGAGAGGAGGAGGUGGGGGAGGUGGAGGCGAGAGAGAGGGGGGAGGAAAUACAGAGGAAAGGAGGAAGAGAAGGAAGACGAGAGAGAGGAGAGACUCACUAAACGUAUCACUCAGAGCAAAACGUCCAGAAGGCAACAGGAAUCUCAUCAUCCACAUCCUCCUCCGUUUGACUGGUGCAUUCACAAACACAACUCAGCUGUUAUUUUGAAAACAUACAGGAUUUCAGUUUGGAGCUUUACAUCCAUGUGCAUUCUACUAUAAGGAGAGAUGAGGGGCACUGAUGCAGAAGCAAAUUAAAAAUGAGAAGAGUGCGUCAUAGUCGGAAAACAGCGUGGGUGUGGACUUUUGUAUCAUCCAAGUGCCACAGAACCAAGACGUCGGACUGCAAUAAAGACCACAGACUGCAGCACCCCUUGAAAAAACACUAAAGGUUUCUGAUCUACACAAAACAUUUAGUGUCCUCUCUCACUUCUACACCUGCCUUUCCCUGCUCAGCUCACUCCUUAACUCCCCACCUCAUCAUCCCAGCACCCUCAUCCUUUGCAUACUAUAACAAAUAUAAAGAAAUGUAAUGUAUAUGUAACAGAGUCAACACAGUUAGUUAAGCUCACUCAUCUGGUAGAAACACUAUUUUAAGAGACUGAGGUGUCCGUCAUGCUAGAAAGCACAGGACCCCCUGAAGGUUUGAGACUGCUAGCAUGAACGGCACGUGUUACAGCAGCAAAACGUAUGACACUCCUGAGGACACUGAUGUAAAUAAACAUGGGAUAUUUAAAUAUAUUCCAUCUAGUCUACACAUGCCCUGCCCAAACUAGUAUAUCAGCCACAGGAAUAUGGUGAGGUUUGACGCAUUAAAGCUUAAAUUCGUGGCUAGAGGACAAAUCUUAUCAUCUUCUCAUCCUAACCAUCCCUCCUGAAAGAUAAAAAAGACCGUACUUUUCCUUUAUCAACCUGUCAUAAUGUUAAAAACUCAUCUGCAGACUCUCUAAAUGUCCUCAUCUGAAGUGGAGAAGCAUCCAGCGGCAGGGUAUGCACACACACGCUACUGAUACGACGCAACAAUCCUUUUAAGACUCAUCUACUGUAGAAUAACUCUGGAUGAAAAGAAAGCUGGACUCUCAUCAAAGUACGAAUCAGAAAUACAAGUCUGCCUUGUCUAUGAGGAUGAUACACUUGGAUAAUCAUUGCCAAGCUGGUAAGACAGAAAGCGAACUGGGAGGAUUUUUGGUUCUGAGGUUGGUCAGUUUGCUUUGGCACUUUUCAUGUGAAGGUUUCUCCUCUUUUGCCUUUCUUUUUCUUGUUGGUUUGUGUUAUGAUGCUCUUUAAAUUCAUGUAAAAGUUUAAAAAAAAAAACCCUCCUUAAACAAAAAGCACACAGAGAAAGAUAAAUAAAAUAAGGGAUGGAUGUAAAAUUUCUCCAUGCUGAUUAUUCAGUGCGACCUGUAUUGGUAAUUCUGUUUCCUCUUUGGUUGGUUUGGUCACAUUACCUCUCAUACACUAAUGCAGGCAUCGGUAAACAGGAAACAGAAUGGGUCACACACAUAAACACACACACACACACACUGCAUGCGCGCAAAUGCAUUCAUGCAAGCGUCAAAACAAAAAAGUCAAUCUGUGUAACACUGUUGACGGAUUACAUGAAGACAAACAGAGGCUCAUUCAGCCUAAAUGCCCUCACAUUGCACUUUAUAUCAUAAACACACUCACACGCACACACACAACUGUAAUUUGUCCUUUUUUUUGCCUAUAUUAUGUAUUAAUGAUCUCCGCUUAAUACAGAAAAUCCUCUUGGAGCCAUUAAAUAGCUCUACUGUAUGUCCAAAGUGCAUGUAUACACCUUUUUUUUUCACACAGGAGCUCUGAAUAUUGUCCACAGUGUACACAGGACAGCCAAAAGCACAAUACUUUUUUACCAACAUAUCUAUUUGUACAUUUUUUUUGUCUUUCUUUUUUGUAUAUUGUUUUCUUUUUUUGUCUUCUUUGUUCAAUUUUCAUCUUUAACAUUCAUUCACCAGUCCUGAACAUGAAGGAACAAUCGCAUCAUGAUCUAACUCUCCGUCUCGAUGUAGAUGUAACGUGUUUUCUUUGUCCAGUACAUGGCACAAUGAGGUUGUGGUUCUGCUGAACAACAGGGUAUCGUGAGGUUAGCCGUGGCCGUGAAGCAUGUAAAUGUGACGUCACUCCACAGGAUUCGUAGCUCGUAGAAAGCAGAAGAGAGUCAGAUUAUUUGUCUACUUUUCUCCAUCUCUCAGGCGGUUUUAACAACAAUUUGGGUUGAGGAUAAUCUGCUCCUGUACUGUUAAACCCAAAGAUACAGAUGAUGCCCCUUUUAACUGUGUGUCCAUCUCUCUGGAAAAAAAAAGAAAAAGCACAGCAACUGUUUUCAUCCGUCUCCUUCUCUGUCUUUAUGUGUGCAGCAGAAUCAACAACUGGGCACUUUAGGGUGACAUUUUACUUGAAGACUUGCUUAUUAAUCAGCAAUGCCUCAUUUAUAAGCACCAUGUAGAAUGUCCCUCCUGCAUUAUUCACGCCCCCCCUACAUAAGAACUAUUUCAAAUGUGUAGUUAUUGUAAAUAAGCAUAUGGUAGUUGAAUGAAAUGUUCAUAAGAGCUUCAAGUAAGAUGUUACCCAUGUAAAGAAAACUGUACCCGCUGUCUUUCUGGGAAUAAGUCCUUUGUAACCAGGAAAUGUUGUUACAGUAGGAGGUUCAAUGUUGCUAUGUACUGUAAUAUACAGCUUGAUAAUGAUAUAUUGUAUUUGACACAUCCACUCUUCAGAUUUAUCAAUCAGAUAAUACUAGCAAAAUGUGAAUAUGUAACUAAAGGUUCCACUCCAUGGCUGUUACGUUUUUUAUUUUGAAAGCUGAAUGAAUCCGUUGUUAUCGAUGUGUUGUACUUUGCACUAAUGUGAGGUCCUGUUAAAAUCAAAAAAUUUGCAUUGUAAACGUACCCUUUACCUGUUAGAUGCCAGGGAUGCUCACUCGUACUAUCAUUUUCUUUUUAUCAUCAAUUAAUAUUUUUUUUAAAACAAAUUGUAUUUGAAAUUUGUCUAGGUUUGUUUUAGCCAAUUAAGAUACUAGAACGAUGGAAUGAUUUCUGUCAUGUACCUACCUGUUGUGUCCAUCUAAAGGUCAAAAAGCUUAAAGAAAACAAAACUAAAGCUGGAACAACUAUCAGACAGUACCGGUCUGAUCUGAUGUGUAGCUACCGGCAGUGGUGAUGCACACCCUGCAUAAAUAUCAGCUUGACACCUCUGGAUGCUUCACGCAAACGCCAGAUUGCGAGCGCAUGUUUGUGCAAUCUGUUGUUCUGCUGACGUCUAUUGGAGACGUUGUUGUUCAUGUUUCUGCGUGGAAUAUGAUACAGCAGGGAGGGAAAAAACAAUGAGACAGCGUGCGAGAGCAGUAUGGACAACAAGCUGGAGUAAGAGAGGGAGCUGUGUUAUUAAUAGAAAUAGUGUGAAAAUAUGGAGUGAAGCUGCACUGAUCGCGGCCUGUUUAGGAUUAGAAUGUGCUUGCAUGUGGGGAGGCGUGCAUGGGAAGUGUGUGAGCAUUAGUUGAGUUUCUGGGCUGUGUGAGUUAAAUGCUGGCAUGAAUCAGGACAGACACCUCUGCCCCCGUCCUCCCAUGGCUUGUCUCAUCUCAUUUGUCAAUGGAGCAUAUUCAUUGCUGCUGCCUGCGCCUGUGUGUGUGUGUGUGUGUGUGUGUGUGUGUGUGUGUGUGUGUGUGACCAUGAGUGCAUCCAUGUAUGUGCGCAAUCAGCCACCUAUUUGCAUUCCUUCACUCUGGCCUGCAUGGAUGUGUGUGUGCAUGUUUGUGUGCUGUUGUUGUACCAUCUUAUAUGAAAUGUCUGUCAGUUAUUUGAAGCUUUCCUGUGGAGAAUGCCUACACAUUUCUGCAUGAGUCAUCCCGCACUGCUCAAACACACCCGUAUACACAUACAAACACACACACACACAGGCUCAUAAAACAGGCAUGGAGGCAAAAUAGACAGACUGCAUGCCCUUAGCUGCACACACACACACACACACACACACACACACACACACACACUUAUACACACACACGUUACAUUCACACAGGCCUUGUCAGUGAAGUCUCGUUGGCUCACUGGCUGUUUUUCUGCUCUGCGCUGUUGUACAGGCACCACUGUCAGCAUUACUUCUCCAUAAAUCAGCUGUCUGCCCCCGGAAAUCUUGAGUCUCUUUCACAUUCAUCCCCCUAUUUUUUUUUAUUAUUUUUUUUGUGUGUGUGUGUGCGUGUUUUUGUGAGUCGGUUGCACUUGAACAGACUGAAAGCCGACCAUGGUCACAUCUGAUUGUAGAUAGCUGUAAAUAGUGUUCAAAGGACUUAAUAUUUCAGACAUGAGAGAGUGCAGAGGAAAGGAUGCUGUGGUGGGAAGGUGCCGUCACCUGAGUUUUCUUCAGAGGAGACUUUAUGUCAACUUCAUCAGCUGUCAUAAAGUUGUUUAAACUUUGAGCUUUUUCCAAAGUAUGCUAUAAUUUUCUCUGCAAGAAAAAGAGCUAAUUGACUUCUAAAGAGGAAACUUUGGAGGCCCAAAGCAUUCAAUAUUAGAUUACUUAAAUAAGAUGACUAGAUACAGACAAAAAUAACUAUGAAAAUCUGGAAUAAUACAAUAAAUGUUUAUUAAUUUUAACCUGCUUCUUUUCACAAUAACAGAGUUUAUUACAGGUCAUUUUCAUUUAAUUCAGUGUUGUUUAUUUCCAAAUGUAAAUUUUAUUUUGAACAGUUAAUUUUAUAACACCACUUUUCAUCACCAAGUCUGUCAAUCAGGACAAAACCAGUUGUGUGAUAAGCUGUUAGUUUAAUAAGACCAAGGCAGCAGCCAAUCGCAUAACAGAAUGUGUUCCUUGUUUGUUUUGAAGAAAAGUGGCAUUAUAAAAUAAACAACAACUGGGGGGGUGAAAUAAAAACAGUCUUUGUGUUUUUUAUUUUUAUGUAUUGUACGGUGUUCCUUGAGUGCCCAGAGAGGCACCUUUAAAUAAAUAAAAUGUAUUAUAAGAACUAGGAAAUAAAAAUAUGGAAUUAAAUAAAGAAUGUCCUACAAUGAAAUUAUGCAAUUGUGAAAAGAAGCAAGAUAAAAAUCAUUUUAAGACUUUGUUAUUUUCGAUUAUUUCAGUUUUGUGGUUAAAUUAUAUAUUUUGUCUUUAUGUAAUUCGUGUGAUACCUUAUUUCAUAAUGUCAUCUUUAUUAAUUUAAUAUUGAGCACUUUGGGUCCCCAUAGAAACCUACAUAGGGAGCACUUGUCCCAAAAUUUAAAUUAGAACCAGGUGAUGAUCACCUCACAGUGUUUACCAUCAGUGAGAUACUGACUGGUCAUGUUGCUGAAGAGUCUUGUACAGCAGAGGAAGUGUGGUUCACAUGUGUCCUUCCAUAGCAGGAUGGGAAACAUGACGCCGUGAUGCUGAAACAAAGGGCAGUCAGUAAAGUCUAAAUAGACCGGAAAGGUUGUAAGGUAUGUUCCAUAAACUCAUUUCCACCAACAAGGGCAGGUUACAGUCCUGUUGAGGCAGGCAGAAAAUUAGUGUUGGAGGAUGAGUGGAAAACUGACCCCGUUAACCUCUCCGGCUCACCCCUUUACAUCUCGUCUGAUCGCAUCAGAUCCUCACAAGCUGUUUUUUGCGGACGGGGCAUAAAGUGGGGCAUAUAGACUUUGUGGGUAAUGUAGUUUGGUACUAUCCUGUCACUCUGGCCCUUCAUUCCUGCAUGGUCCCUAUUGGUGUUCCAGCCAGCAUGAGAACAAGGACACAAACUGUGAAUCAUCUUUGUAUUUUUUAAAUAAAUUCCUCAGCAGCAUUUACGGCUUCAGUUUUGCAAAUGGUUCGUUUAUUUUAAGCACUUAUUGUUUUUUUUUUUGUGUAAAUUAUUCUAUUGUUUUUUUUGUUUGUUUGUUUUUCUGUUGGGACUUUUUUAUUUAACUAAUUAUGAUGUAUAGAUAUUUAUUCUAGCAAUAGUCUUCCUAUUAAGAUAUACUGUGCUGAUGCAUCCUCUGAAUAACUGAAAAUAACAUAUAUAUAUAGAUGAUAAUAAUAAUCAAAUCUGCAAAAUGAUUUUCCUAAUAAAAAUGUGAACUGAG